Messenger RNA from Aspergillus pseudoviridinutans, 1077 nucleotides. RefSeq lists its product as uncharacterized. The record is from RefSeq and is a predicted model, not a curated record. Bases 1 to 1077 code for a protein of 358 amino acids. Lineage: Eukaryota; Fungi; Ascomycota; Eurotiomycetes; Eurotiales; Aspergillaceae. The transcript has a single exon.
AUGGCUCAGCAACCAUCUCGUCACACCGUGGAAUGGAUCAAGCAGCAGCAGGCCGAAGCGGGGGUCGCUGCCCGAAAGGCGCGUAAGCCAAAGCCAAAACUACCGAUCUGGCUGGAUGAUUUUCUGCGAGACGAUUUAGACACAUUCGGCAGAAACCCUGAGCGAGUUCCAUUACCUGAGUCUCGCGAUGGAUCGUCCACGGCCAGUGACCCUGGAGAAAGAAAUGGAAAUGCAGCGAGGCCAUCCCUGGAGGCGAUUGAUCGCGACGAUACCUUCAUCCAGCCUUGGUCUGUCCCAUUGCCGCCAUCGCCGCCGCCGUCGCCAGGACAGCAGCGAGCACAGCUGCCGGCGGCCAAAGAACUGGAAAGGGAAAAACGCCCUCCGCGUGAACCCUACGAUCGCGUUCUGGACCGCGCAGAUAGCGUAUUCGACCACAUCAAGCACGGCAAUAUCCGCAAGUUUCCGCGCGUGGAGAGAACAUCCAUCACGCUGUAUGAGUACUACGACGAUAGUACCGCGACGAGGGUGGAGAUUGAGAGUCCUCUAAUGAUCCCCCGCUUCCACGGCAUGCGGGAGGGAUUGAAAGGGCGCGUCUUUCUCGUUGAGGAUCUGUCCAAGGAAACUAUUGACGCCUUGGGAGAGACAUUUGGGAUUACUCCCGAGUUCUUCGAGGAGCAUCUGUUGAACUCGGGUUACGGUGGCGCGCAGUAUGAUGAUCCACCGGCGAGGUCAUGGAAGACGGCUAGGUUGAACAAGUCAUAUGUGUCGAUCCAGUGGUUUCGGCCCGUGUAUCGUCAUCCACCGUUAUUUUCCAAACGCGACCGCGAAGACCUGCUUGAUUUGCAGGGUUCUGGGUUAGAGUAUAUCUCCGGCAAUUCAAGCAUUAGUCUCAAAGCCGUGACGAAUAUAUUUCGCUCUGAGUGGGAUCUGCGCGUUGAUCCGCGCGGGACGGCAAAGGAGAUGAGUGAGUUUGGGUUGGUGGAACGGGCAUCGAUUUGGAGAAAGCAAGCCGAGAAUAUGGAGUAUGAAACAGGUGAGCCAUUACGGCCCCUGGAGGUUGAUAUCCGCAAAGACUGA